AUGGAGAUCGCUUUUGAUUUGUCGACAAUUUUCACCGAUAAUAUCCAAAGACUCGACAAAACCCAACUUCUCAAAUUCGAUCCGCGUCGGUAUUGGGCGGUUUCAAAAAGCAUCGACGUUCUCGGUCAAAUGUCUGCGAAGAGUCAAGGCCUUAAAAGGAUAGUGACCAGUUAUGAGAAAAUUCUCGAUCAAUAUGAAGACCAGAUUGUGUACAUCAUGUGGGAAAACCUUGCACCGUCAUCUAGUCGACUAAUUGGACUGCUGAAGGUCGGCUACAAAAAGCUGUACUUGACCGAUGCCGAGCUCAAUCAGUUUGAAGAAAAGCCGCUGAGCAUACUUGACUUUUAUGUGGCACAGAAUGAGCAGCGAAAAGGCAAUGGCUUCAAAAUGUUUGAUUUCAUGCUCAAGCACGAAAAUGUUCCUGCCGACCAGUGUGCUUAUGAUCGUCCUUCAAAUGCAUUUCAGCAAUUUUUAACAAAUCAUUAUGGAUUGAAGAAUCCAAUAUGGCAGACAACGAAGUUUUUAGUGUUUCCCGAGUUUUUCAACGGUCGCCUUCCAACAGUUGUGAACACCCCAAAGCCGACGGCGAGAAAUUCUCGAGCAAGUUCCGCUGUUUCUAGCAGAGUUUCGAGUAGGAAUGGAUCCCCAAUAAGUAGAAAUCGCCCACGCCAUGAGUCGGUUGCAAAUGCGCUUCGUCACGAUUCCGAUUUUGUUGAGCGUCCCGAAAUUGACCCAAAUACUCCAACCGGCAGAAAGAAUACCCGAGAUUUUGGGCAUACUCCAAUUUGGUAA
This is a messenger RNA of Caenorhabditis bovis, 792 nucleotides long. NCBI's taxonomy places the organism in Eukaryota, Metazoa, Nematoda, Chromadorea, Rhabditida, Rhabditidae. The record is from the annotation of a GenBank genome assembly.